This is a messenger RNA of Protopterus annectens (West African lungfish), 1815 nucleotides long. RefSeq names its product RCC1 domain containing 1 (gene RCCD1). The record is from RefSeq and is a predicted model, not a curated record. Lineage: Eukaryota; Metazoa; Chordata; Ceratodontiformes; Protopteridae. The transcript has 8 exons. Bases 47 to 1228 code for a protein of 393 amino acids.
GCGUGACCCUUUCCUCACGUGGGUGCUUGUUACUGUCGUGUUCGUAAUGGGAUGUGGUAUGAAGUUCUGGUUUGGAUUUGGUUAUAAUGGGUUUGCACAAAUACAGCAUACUGGUGGCAAAGAAUCGCCCAUUAAGAAUUUUGUUUCUAGAAAGAAAAUUCUAAUACCCGAAUCAAUACAUAGAGAUGACAACGUUGUCUGGAAGGAAUUUGGCUCUAUCAGAAAGCCAGUACCAUCCUGGAGUGAUACUGUCUUUCUUACAGAUAGUGGCCGCCUCAUUCCAUCUGGCUUUCCAAGACAUUUUCCUUGUCAGAUCCAGGGAUGCAGAGACCUUCAUGCCUCCGAGAAUUUCCUUCUACUGCAGUUUCAGGAUAGAGUAGAAUGCUGGGAUACAAGGCCUACAGCUGAAAGAAAAAAAGGAACCCUUGUCUGGCAGUGUGAACUUGCAGAAGAUGAACAGUAUGUGUUUCCUUUAGUGCCCAAAGGCUAUUUGAUUCCUAGACCUCCUUUUUUCAAAAUGCUCACACUGGAAAAUAAAGCACUGAAACUAGUACUGGGAACUGAACAUGCCAUGAUGCUAAGUUGCGUCAAGACGGUUUACUCUUGGGGUUCUGGAAGGCAUGGACAGCUGGGGCACAGUGUACUGGCAGAUGAGACUGAGCCACGUAUUGUUGAAGCUCUCCAGGGAUUAGUGAUGGUGGAUGUGGCAGCUGGAGGCUGGCAUUCCGUCAGUAUUAGUGAUGGAGGUGAUAUCUAUAUCUGGGGAUGGAAUGAGUCUGGACAACUUGGCUUUCCAUCUAAAACACUUUGUGAGAAACCCGAGCCUGGUCACACUUCAGAUUCUGCUCAUAAAGAGUCAUCUUCCCCAGGAGGGAGUGCACAGCAGAACAACAGAGCUGAAAUGUUCAUUUCCAUUCAGGCGUUUCCCGCCCUUUUGGAUUUACCAAAAAUGUCAGAAGUCAGCAAAGUGAGUUGUGGGUCACGCCAUACAGCUGCAGUCACAUGUGAUGGAGACUUGUAUACAUGGGGAUGGGGUGCAUAUGGACAACUUGGCCAUGGUGAUACAACCAGCUGUGAUGAACCAAGAAUUGUACAGUAUUUCUCAGAGCACAGUCUGUUUGUUUUGGAUGUAGUAUGUGGACCCUGGAAUACCUUUGUUUGUGUGAUUGAUAAACAAGUUCAAAGCCAAAGUGUGCCUUCAAAAACAGAACACUCUUUCAAUGCUUAAUUUUUGUCUUCAACCAGAAAUUAUUUAUAUUUAUGUUCCAAAUAUUGAUUUGUGAUGAUCAGUGGUUGCAUGCCUUUUGCAUCACUGCAGUUGCACGUGCAGUAUGUGGACUGGGGUUAUCAACAACUGUUACUAGACUUUUUUUUGCAUUUGUUUAUGUCAGUUUGCUUAAUCAGUAGUGGAGUGUGUACAUGCAAUGAAAGAUGAUGGAAAUUUAGACUGCAUACAUUCAUUUACUGGCAGACAUAUUUGGGAGAAUUACUUCUGCUUCAUAGCAACAGAAUGUGCUUUGGAAUUUCCUUAGGUUGGAGAGGAGAACAUUUUUCCAAUUAGGAAAUGUAAUGACUGACUUCAGUCUUACAACCAUAUAUGGACCAAAUGAAGAGUUUUCGUAUGGGUUCAUGAAAUGUUUGUCAUAUCUAGAUAACUGUAUGCAUAUAAUUUCCUAAUGCACUGCAUUUGGGCAUCGCAGAAAAUUAUACUGUACCAGGGUUUUGAUGCAUUUCUCAGGUAUUUGGAAUGUUUUUCUACAGAAUUGUAAGUAUCAUGGAAUAAUAAAGUCUACCAUGUUUUGAUGACAUUGAUAA